Molecule: messenger RNA, 7837 nt
Organism: Gryllus bimaculatus (two-spotted cricket)
Lineage: Eukaryota; Metazoa; Arthropoda; Insecta; Orthoptera; Gryllidae
Source: the annotation of a GenBank genome assembly
AUGACAUUCGUGCUGGUUGCGUUGGUUUGUGUGAUGCGAUUUUACGUCCGACAGGACGUAAAGCUGUGCUUCGAGGAAUUGACUAAUUCUAUGAAUCUUUUUUACUGGAGUAUGCAUUAUCGUCUCAAAGCUCUCCUCUUCACUAGCAGUAUUGCCAUUCUUCGCCUGCAGGACGGGCGCAAACAUCAAGCCACUCGUUGUUCAAAAUAUUCCUUUAACGACGAUUUUAGAGAAGAACAAUCUGUAUAAAGAUCAGAGCACAUUUUUCUUCACAAUUAUUGCCAAAAUUGUUACUUUGAGAAGGUGUGAAGUUACUCUGGAACAGCCAGAAAUUUAAACCUUGCCAAUAAUCUGACUGUUGUUGUCUGACUUUCCCGCUAACAACUCACAUAUAAUUUCCAACAUGAAGCCAAUGGUAAAUACUGAAAACACUCCUUUGGGGUACCGGCUGCUCACAGCUGGAACAGCAGCAUGUGUGGCAGAUUUUGUCACUUUUCCCCUGGACACUGCCAAAGUUCGGCUACAGAUCCAGGGCGAGGGGCGCCCUCUAGUAACAGUCAGCAAUGGCAGUGCUGUCUUGGUACGCACUGCUUCGGCACAAUAUCAAGGACUUGUGGGCACAAUUGUCACAAUCACUCGACAAGAAGGCACCAGGAGCUUGUACAAUGGGCUGUCCGCGGGACUCCAGCGGCAGAUGUGCUUUGCGUCAGUACGUCUGGGACUCUACGAUUCUGUCAAGACGCUCUACCAGCAACUCCUAGAUGGUAACUCACGAAGUGGAGCCCUGAAUAUUGGGGCACGUGUAGCUGCUGGAAUCACCACAGGUGCUCUUGCCGUCCUCAUUGCACAACCCACUGAUGUGGUGAAAGUGCGCCUGCAAGCCCAGCGCCAAGGUUCAGGUGGUGCCCGAUACUCAUCGACUUUAAAUGCAUAUCGCACAAUUGCAACUGAAGAGGGAGCGCGAGGGCUUUGGAGAGGUACCUUUCCAAAUGUGAGCCGUAAUGCCAUUGUCAAUGUGUCAGAAAUUGUAUGUUAUGACAUUAUUAAGGACACUUUACUUUACUACAAUUUGAUGACUGAUUCAGUUCCUUGCCAUUUUGUAUCUGCAGUCAUUGCAGGUUUCUGCACCACUGUUGUUGCUUCCCCAGUGGAUGUAGUUAAAACAAGAUACAUGAAUUCAGCAGAAGGUGAAUACAAAGGAGCUAUGGACUGUGCCGUAAGGAUGCUUUCACAGGAAGGACCUGCAGCUUUCUACAAAGGCUUCACUCCGUCCUUUUGCCGUCUCGUCAGCUGGAAUAUUGUAAUGUGGAUCACUUACGAACAUCUGAAAAAAGUGGUUCAGAACAAAAUUAACCACAGCUCUUGAGAAGUUCACCAAUAAUGGCAUUAUGUGUAAAAGUAUCUGUAUAUCAGUCACAUUGUAAGCUAUUAUUGUUAAUUAUUUAGACACAUUAUUUCAUAUUAUCAUAGAGCUUCAGUUUGUAGACGCAUUUAGACUUCUUUUUAUUUCAUUUUAAUCUUCAAAAACGAUGGGCCAGCUUGGAAUGUGAUCGUAUUGAGCUCUCAAUCAGCGCAACAAGCAAUCAAGGGCACCUAUGUGUUAAGAUGGUGUUUCCUAAAGUUUAGGAUUUUAAUCAUUUGUGUAGUUUUUAAAACAAAUCUUUUUUCCCCCACUUCAUUUUCAUCUUAAAUUAUGAAACAUGCAAAUCAUUAUUUUUUUAAUGAAGAAUCAAAAAAAUUGUUGCAUUAUUGAGUUGUGUUACAUCUUGAAAUACAUUUUCUUUUAAUAUUUAAUAUCUUUUCCAAAGUAUUCAUUAAUUUGGAGUGUGUCAGAAAUCUCACCACAGUAAAUUUUUGCUUCAGGCUGGCUCUAUUGAAAUCAAUGUACACAAGCUCUCAGCACAAUUUUCUUUGUAUUUCAGAAAUGGUUCAAUAAAGUAGCAGUACAUUUUUUAAAACUCUGCUUAGGAACAAUUGUCAUGGUCAAAAACUUUGGAGUAAAAUACAUAAGCAAAAUUGGUAAAAAUUAGUGCAAGCACAAUGUUUUUAUCAGAAAAUGCAGUGCAUUGUGAGCUGUUUUGUAGUAAUAUCUGUUGAGUAUUGGGUAAUACUUCUAAAAUAGAUAUCACUUGUAAAGACACAUUCUGCACGUUAGUUAGCAGAUAAAAAAGUGCUUCCUUUCUGAAGCAUAAUAAACUGUUGUCAAAAUUUUUUAAUGCAACUCACCGAUACUUUUGAAUUACUUUUAAUGACUUGAGCAAUUGUUCUAUUAAGCAUUGGGGACUUGAAGAUAAUGAAUUGUGAGAAAUGAAUUCAUAAUCUUAUAUUGUUGUUUAGUGGUUUCCAAACUUUCCCCAGAAAUCUACAAAAAUUAUAACCAUUACUCAAAGGUAUGACUGAAGAAACUCAAUACAUUGAAUUACAUUUUUUUUUAUCUGUCCACACACUUAUAUAAAAUUUACUGAGGACAUGUGAAACUAUUGAAAUACAAAAGGUACUACAGUAAUAACAAAAAUAAAACUUACAUUUUUUCAUUCAUAUUAUUCUGUAUAGUCCAGUAAUAAAUUACUACAAGUUUGGAAACCACUAAUUUUGCUUGAUAUCGAUAAACAUAUGUAUUGUCUAAUAUAUUUAUAUCACACAAUUCAUUUCUGAAGUAUUUCAUUUUCUUCUAGCUUUGCUGGAAAGUCACACAACACAGAUCAGUGUUUGGCAAUAUGAUACAAAGACAUCACUAUCAUAUCCAUAAAAUAUAAAUUUUAGUAUUAUUUAUUUUGUAAUAUCUAUAAGUAAAUUUGUGAUAUGAAGCAAUAUGAAGAGGAGGAUUGAUGAAAAUAAAAUAGGGAAUUUUAAGUUAUAAUAUUCUUCAAUAACAAUAAUAACAUUGUAAGACUAUUAUUUUCAGAGUUUUGGGCUUAAGUUUGUAACUUAACAUUAGAAAUAUGUGAUAUUUUAAUAUGUAAAUUGUAUAGUGAUAUUAGAGUAAGAUCAAUGACCAAUAAAAAAUGUUUGAUUUUGGAAGUUGAUUUUUUGUUUUAUUCAGUGUACUAAUUGUGUAACACUAGAAACUACUCUAAAAUAUCACAAAAUUAUGGAGAGUUAAUCCAAAAUUUAAAAUUUUCAGCUUUUUCUAUUUUGGCUGAAUUAAUGGUACUGAAAAUGAAUGCAAAUACAGUGAAAGAAGAAUCAAGACACUUUAUGACAAGUUCUUUGUUUUCAUUGCUUUAUUCAAUUGUUCUAAUAGUUCAUUAGUGAAGGCAUGUAAUUUUUAAUUAACAAUAAAUUAUACCUUACACUAAAUAUCCACACAAAACAAGAAAUUAUUCAUAAACUGAUGAUCAAUCCCUAGACAUGUGGACCUAGUGAAAUUGCUUCUUUUAUUUUUCCCUCAAGAUCAAAAUGAAAUUAAUUAAUGAUCACAUUUUUUACUCAUUGAAAUAUCUAAUAGAUAAAUUUACAUUAUAUGUACCAUAAGUGACUUAUUAUUUUAUUUUUUUCUCUUUCCAAAUAGCUUCUUACUUUUGACCACUAUUAUUGUUCAACUUGGUAAAUAAGCACUCAUUGCACCUCUUUAUCAAUUGAAAAUUGUUAUAAUGAUGCAAUUCUUACAAUUAUUACUGGAAAAGUUUGUUUUUUGCAGAACAUGAGCACAACUCGAAACUCAAAUAUAUAGAAACUUAUCAUGAGACAAGGAUGUGUUGCUCCAAGGGAUUUAGACCCAAAGGCAUAUUCUAAGGCUGUUAGAAGUAAAGAAAGAUAUUUUGUAACACAGUUCUAUUUCUUUUUAUUUACGUAUCUACAAAAUUAUUUUAUUAUAAGCUGAAAAAUAUAUUCUUAUGCAUAUGGGUUUGCUUAUCUAGCAAUUUUUCUGUAGUAAAUCUUGCUAUCAACAUGAACAUGUUGGAUUUAGGCCUGUUCCUUUUCAUUUUUUGUGUUCUCUUAGUCACUUCCAUGGUAUAUUUUAUAUAAUAACAAUGAUUGUGUACCAAUGUUCCACUGUCCCACCACUUGACAAGUCAUGAUUGAUGCUCAAUUGCAAUCCCUUAGGUUUCUCUCAGAAGCCUCACUUUCUCACUCCAGAUUUAACAAACAAAACUAAUAGUAUUUAUUAAAUGGUUUGAGAAACACUAUAUAGGCAUCAAUUGUCACAAUUCUGAACCCAACUGAAGGUAUAGCAUGCAACACAUACAGUAUGAUGAGCUACAGUGACAUGCAAACAUCACACGAUUGGUGAACGGUAACAACAGGGAAGAGGGUAAUAACCAUUGGAGAAUGGUCAUAUCUAGGGCUCGGAUUCUAAUGACAUGUCAUCUUUGCAUUAGUGCGUUGUUGACAUAGAUAACUUGUAAAUGAUUGUUUAUCAUGACAUAUAGGUGAUAGAAAUGUAAAGUUAUUACAUUUUUUUGCCAUUUUUCAAUUGUUAGGUCAUUUUUCCCCCUUUUUUGUUGUAACUGUAACAUGAAAUUACAAUGACUCACUAAAACAAAGUUUGGAUUGCAUUAUCAGUUCAUGGCUAAAUUAACUACAGCAAUUGUCCGUUUUUCAAAAUUUGAAAAUUACACUUGCCUUUAAUAACUUCCUCGAUCUUUCAAAACUGAUGGACAGUAUAUUUAUUAAACAUAAUUUUAUAUAAAUAAAUUUUAUUUAAAAAUUAUUUAUAUAAAUUAUAAAAAAUUGAAUAAGUAAACAUUUUCAUACCAAUUUUUGAUUAUUAAAAAAAAAUUAGGUGAUCUCCUUAUUUAUAAGUUUUGGCGAAUUUUCCCAUCUUUUUACAGGUAUGUUUAAAAAGUGUUUAGGUCAUCAGAAUCCGAGUCCUGGUCAUAUCAAUGCCUAACAUGAACAUAUUGCACAGAGCUCACUCGUAAACUUAAAAUACUUAUUAAGAGUAAUUGGCUUGGAGCUGAGCGAAUCCAAAUAACAAUGAAGGAAACAAAUAGUAGUGUCUUUCUUUUUGAUAUUAUUUCAAAUGAAAUGGAUUACAUCCAUAAAUAUGCACGUUAGUUUUUAUUUAAUUGAGAAUCCACAAAAAUGUUUAUCUUAUUAGUUUUGAAAUAUUGGAAAAUGAGAGAAAAACGAAGUCAACGACAUUUUGCCACUAAUUAAUAUUAUUGCAAGGAAAUACAUAAUUAAAUAAACAUUUCAGAGAAAUAAGUCUUUCCAAAUGAAUUUCAUCUCAGCUUUAUGAACACUUCCUACCUAAAAAUGUUACUGGCAAUUGAUUCUAUUUUAAACAUUUUAUUACUGUACAUUAUUUUCUCAUGACAGUACUUGCAUAUUAAAAGAUACAGAAAUUGGUAAAUGAAUUUCUACUGGAAGGUAAAAUCAUCAUGUAGUCUAAUUUACUGAUUACAUGUGAACUUGAUACCCAAAAUACAGUCACAAAAAUACAUAUUAUACAAUGUAAAAUCAUUCUGAACUUCACAUAUAUAUAUACAGAUUGAGAAAUAUAAAAUCAAAGAUAGUUUCUAUUAGGGUAAGAAGGGAAAUGAAAGAUCUCUAUAUCUAAGAUGUAACACGUGACAUGAAUAUAUGACUUCAAUCUUUUAAUAAUCGUAUGAACACAAUUUCAUAAAUAUUUACAAGAAAGCAAAUGACCAUUCAAAAUAUCCUUCAUAACAUUUUAUUUUACUAAUAUUGUAUGCUAAUUACCACACAUCAGUAUUUAUUUAUAAAAUGAUUCUUGCACUUUAAAAAAAAAAAAGAAGAAGCAAGCACAAAUUUUAUUACCAAUUAUUUCACAGACGAUUCAGAAUUUAAUUUUUUCAUAAAUAUGUCUAACUCAUCUUCUUCCUCCUCCUCAUUUUCAUUACCAGUUGGAGUUAUGUUACCAGAUUUGAUUAGUUCAGGGGUCUCGGAAUCAAAAUACUGUUCCUCUUCAUCUUGAGUUCUAACAGCAAGGCACUCAUAUUCUGGAUUGGUAUCAACAGUGGUAUAAUCAAAAUCAGUAUCCCUCCCUUCCAAAAAACUUUCAUACAUAUUGUUAAAAAAUUCUUCGCGGAACAUGUAUUUUUCUUCAUCAGUAACCUUACUUUGAGAAGAUGUUUGACAGGACUGGGUUUUCUUCAUCUGUUCUGUUCUCUCUCCUUCUGACUCAUCAGAAGUAUCAAAUUCCUCUAUAUCUUCUUCAUUUUCUUCUCUCUGGUUAUAAAUCUUUCCCUCAUUAACAGGUUCAUUUUCUUCUACUUCUUCAUCACUUGUAUCCAUUUCUUCUGCUUCUUCAUCAUCCAGUUGUUGCUUUUUCAGACAAUUAACAUAAUGAUCUUCUAUCUGACCCAUUAAAUGCACUACAUAACUUCUACUCUGUUUUUUAUUUGCAUAUCGAUCUUGUCUUUCCUGAGGAGUAAGGUAUUGACCAAUUAAUUGUUCAUACAUUAAAGGAUUACGUUUUUGCAUUUCUUCUUCACUGAAAUAGUCUCCUUCUUUUAUAAGUUUUUUCAAUGCUUCAAAUCGUCUGUUGCGCACAUCAACUAGAUUUUUGGUUUUACUGAGAAACCUUCUCAACUGUUUCACAUGGAAAUCAACUUCAUAAUUUUUAUUGGUACUAUCCAAAGUUGAAAAGUAGUCUAAAUGAUCUUCUAACAAAUAAUGGCCAAAUUUUGCCAAGAACCGUGCUGGAUUGUCUUUAAGAAUGUCUCUAGCUAUUUCUUUCUUCUCUGAAAAAUCCAAGUCUGGAUCUCCUACUUGUUGACUUUUAAAAGGAGCCUUCUGACUCUUGGCCAGAUGGUUUAACAUACUAUCAAUAAAUAAAAAGUCUGCACAAGCACCUGAUGGCUGACUCACUAUUUCGGGUACAUCUGGCUCUUCCGAUUUCAUCAGAGAAGGCAGAUGCUGAACUUUAUGCCCAUGUACUUCACAGUUAGAUGAAGUUUCCUCCAGGUCUGACUGUGGAACAUAGGAAUUCGAUUUCACUAUUCCUGGCAUUUCACCUGGAAUGUCCAUGUCAAAAUACUAACAUACACAGCUGUCAGUGCUUCACUUUUACUGUUAGUUAUUACUUUUACUUGCAAUUAGAAGGAGCUAAUUACAUUGAAACACCUUUCAUCAUUCUCAAACCAAUGUGAUAAUUUCACUUCACAAUGGAAUGAUUUUGUUAUUAGAUUGAUCAUUAACUGAACAUUUUAUCAGACAAAUACUCUAAUUUAUAGCACUUCACAUUUUUGAAAUGUCAGGAUUCCGCAGCACUAGAAAAUUAAUAGUUCACUGGAAAUUAUUUAGUACUUCGGUACGAGGUACACACCUGACAUGCUCUGAGGCAAUGUGUAGAAUAUGUCACGUAUUUUCUUGCCCAGAAAAUCCCACAACUACGUCCAGAAAUCUGUCAGUUAACCUGUCGCGCCUUCUGCACCAUCAACUACUUUUUGUCUCCCUUACUCCUGCAAAAUAACUUGAUCCAUAAAUUAUAUAUAACUAUUAAAUCAUCCAAGUACAUUCAGUAGAAACGUUUUGUGUUCUUAAACUGUAAAACCAUGGAAGGAUUUUCAUAGAAAAACGUUUAGAAUUCAGAAUUUGAAUUUCGAUUAUGCUCAGGUACAUGGUGGCCAGACACCAUGCUCAUUGAUGCUCAUCAUUUCUUGUGAUUAUAUUCGAUUUCAUGUUUACAGCGUCGGUCACCAUCGACUCUCUGGAGGACCAAUUCGAUCCUGAUUCGAUCUCGCACAGUUUACCUCACAACUAAACUUAUCCCUUGACUCACCUGCUCUCUGCUUUAGGGUGUAGUAUCACAAAUUGUUAGCAGAUAGCGCUAAAAUUUUUACACUUGUUUCCUCGUAUUUCUUGACUCAUCAGCACUCCUUUCUCCUGUGUCUUGGUCUUGUGUAUUUCUCUCUCUCUCUCUCUC